AUUCCUUAACUUAGCCCACUCCAGUAGACAAAAAAAGAAACGGAAGAAAGGAGUCCAGAUGCUCGUUGCCGAUCGAAGAAACCAAAAGGCAGAAAGUCAGAAACGUCAAGGUCUCAAGGAACGGAAGAAACAAGAGAGCCGAGACUCGCCGCCUCCACCGCCGGUCGCCGACCUGCACGCCUCCAGUCCCUCCACCCUCCAGAAAUAAUUCAAUAGUUAUGGCUCCUAAACAAUUAUCCGACUCCAGAUGAUCUUUCCCCGUCACGGACGGAUGGGAAGAUCGGAAAUUCAAGAAAAGGCAUUAAAUUUCUUGACUUUUACUAGAAACCCAGAAAUUUCAUUCUCUUCCUCCUCUGGAAAGAAACCCUCCCCCCACUUGAUAGUGUUUCGGAGCGGAUGUUUCCACGCAUUGUGUUGUUCUCCGUAGAUCAAAUGCGCUGCUGGUUAUAAAGAUUCAAUCUUUGAGCGGAAAGAAGAAGAGGGAGGCUUUUGUUUUCUCUUUUAAAUUGAGUGUUUGGGAAGAAUUGAUCUUCUUGGUUUGGGGGAAGAGAUGAAGAAGCUGAAGAACUACUAUCUGAAUCUGAGAAAACCCCACAAAAUGGAGCGGAAAUGGAUCUUCCCGCUGGCAAUUGGGGCAAUUGUUUCUCUGUUUCUCCUGUUUCUCACAACCCUAACUUCCUCCGACGGGACCCCUCUUCUGCCGCUCUACAGUUACUACGCCUCCGCCUCCGCCGCGUCGGUUUUCAUCGAAUCAAAGCUCCGACCUUUAGGGGUUUCCACUCUCCCACCUCCGCCCCGCAUUGCCUACCUCAUCUCCGGCUCCGCCGGCGACGGGACCAUGCUCAAGCGCACCCUUCAGGCUCUGUACCAUCCCAACAACCAGUACGUGGUCCAUCUGGAUGCAGAAUCCUCACCGGAAGAGCGGCUCGAUCUCAGCAACUAUGUCAGGGACCAACCGAUCUUCUCUGCCGUGAGAAAUGUGAGGAUGAUCAGUAAGGCGAAUCUUGUGACCUACCGGGGCCCAACAAUGGUGGCAAACACCCUCCACGCCGCCUCCAUCUUGUUGAAGGAGGGCGGCAAUUGGGACUGGUUUAUCAAUCUCAGUGCUUCCGAUUACCCUUUAGUCACUCAAGAUGAUUUGCUUUAUGCAUUUUCGCAUUUGCCAAGAGAUCUUAACUUCAUUGAUCAUACUAGCAACAUUGGCUGGAAAGAGUAUCAGAGAGCAAAGCCGAUUAUAAUUGAUCCGGGGUUGUAUAUGACAAAGAAGGCUGAUGUUUUCUGGAUUACACAGAGAAGAAGUGUUCCUACUGCUUUCAAACUCUUUACAGGAUCAGCUUGGAUGGUCCUAUCUCGGCCCUUCGUCGACUUCUGUAUAUGGGGAUGGGACAACUUGCCCCGCACCGUCCUCAUGUACUACGCCAACUUCUUGUCCUCCCCCGAAGGCUACUUCCACACGGUCAUAUGCAAUGCGGCCGAGUUCAAGAACACCACGGUGAACAGUGACCUCCAUUUCAUUUCGUGGGACAACCCUCCCAAACAGCACCCCCAUUACCUCACCCUUGAGGACAUGAAGAAGAUGGUGGACAGCAAUGCCCCUUUCGCGAGGAAGUUCCACCGCGACGAUCCUGUCCUCGACAGAAUCGACUCGGACCUUUUGUCACGGGGCCCGGACGAGCUCGUCCCAGGCGGGUGGUGUGCGGGGAAUGGGACCCACCCGUGCUCCGCGGUGGGUGACGUGGCACUUUUGAAGCCCACUGCGGGGGCCAAGAGGCUGGAAACUCUGAUCGGAUCUCUUUUGUCCAACGAGAAUUUCCGGCCUCGGCAGUGCAAAUGACAAUAGUAGUUUAUAUGUAUCAGUCCAAGUACUCCAACUUCCGAAUAUUACAGAUUUUGCCCGGUUCGGAGAUUCUUGAGUGUCGAGUCCUAACACCCCGCGACAAGCCGUUGUUGCCAGCUGUAACAGCGCGAACCAUCACGACACGAAGAAGGCAAAUUCGGGGGGUUUUCAGGGACUCAAAUUGAGAUGUAACCUUAUAUAUAGUGACCAGUUUCUUGUAGGGGUGGCCUUGAAACACAGUGUGGGAUUCCAUCAAUGCUUAUUGUUAUGUUAUCAUUCCCCAGUGUAAAUCUUAUGUGCUGUCAUAAUAAUAUCCUUAAAAUAGAAUGUUAGACACUUGUGGGCGAUU
Messenger RNA from Cuscuta campestris, 2186 nucleotides. Lineage: Eukaryota; Viridiplantae; Streptophyta; Magnoliopsida; Solanales; Convolvulaceae. The record is from the annotation of a GenBank genome assembly.